Messenger RNA from Mya arenaria, 1569 nucleotides. Its product is annotated as gamma-aminobutyric acid type B receptor subunit 2-like. NCBI's taxonomy places the organism in Eukaryota, Metazoa, Mollusca, Bivalvia, Myida, Myidae. Gene Ontology annotation, cellular component: membrane; G protein-coupled receptor heterodimeric complex. The record is from RefSeq and is a predicted model, not a curated record. The transcript has 12 exons. Gene Ontology annotation, biological process: G protein-coupled receptor signaling pathway; gamma-aminobutyric acid signaling pathway. Bases 1 to 1569 code for a protein of 522 amino acids. Gene Ontology annotation, molecular function: G protein-coupled GABA receptor activity.
AUGAUGAAGUAUUUCGGCUGGUCCAGGAUAGCUACCUUAGCCUACCAGGAUGAGUACAAUGUUCCGGCGUAUAAGCAGGGAUUGUACGGACCAAGCUAUGUCUGGAUUCUCUUUGGCACUAUCCUGCAGACCUAUGCCAAUGGUUGGAUGAAGGCCACCAAAGAUUGUACACUGGAGCAGAUCAAGACGGCAGCUAACGGUCAUUUUUCAUUGCACAACCUUAAUGUUGGCUAUUCCAACGAAACAACUAUUUCCGGAAAGACGGCUUCGGAGGAAAUGUCAUUUUUGGAGACCUUGAUUGCCUCAACCCCUUAUAAAUUGUCCUCUUCAUCUGCGUAUGUUACGGACACUGCCUGGUCCUUGGCUUUAGGUAUAAACAACAGUCUCAAGUAUCUGGAAGAGAAGGGCCUGAGUCUCUCCAACUACAACUACUCGGAAGACUUCUCUCAAGCAAUCAUAAAAGGGAUACAGGAAACAUCGUUUGUAGGAGUGAGUGUCGCUGAACGCGAGACCAUCGUUGCCUACUAUGACUUAAACGAUGACACACUUACAUGGGUAGUUGAUGAGGCCUCGAUAUGGACAGACGGGCGAGCUCCGCGGGACAGUUUCACAUACCUAACCUUUCUGGUGCCACCAAGCUACGCUGCAGCAAUUGUCAUCAACAUAUUGAACACGUUCGGCUGUAUUUCAACCCUGGCCUUUCUUGUUUACAACACAGUUUACAGGAAUAACUGGAGUAUAAAGAUGUCCAGUCCGUAUGUGAACAAUGUGAUAAUCGUCGGUUGUUUGAUGAUGUACUCUGAAGUAUAUCUCGACUCCAUGGACUACAUGCACGUGACGCAACCGGGCAGCGGGGGCUCAGUGUGUAUGGAUAGCGUAGAUAAGAACCUCAUUUUGCAAGAGAUCAUCACCUACUGUGACAGCGAAAAGAAAAUGCAUUGGCUGGUCACGCUCUAUGUGUACAAGGGCAUUUUAUUGGCCUUCGGUACAUUCAUUACCUGGGAGACAAGGCACGUGACAGUACCGGAAUUGAAUGAUUCCAAGUACAUAGGCGCUUGUAUAUACAAUGUUGUUGUCGUCUGCGUCUUUGGAGUUCCUCUUGCUCAUGUUCUACCAAUCGAGCAGAAGACGGUUAACUUUGUCCUGGAAUCGUGCUUGCUCAUAUUCUGUACCACGAUAUGUGCCUGCAUUAUAUUCGUUCCAAAGAUCAAGAACAGAAAUAAAGUUCAAAGCAGUUUCCUCCAUGUCAACCCGAGCACUUCAAAUGAGAGGCUGCCAGGCAAACAGAUAUCCAACAUAACAGAGAUGCCACCAACGACAUCACAGACGAAAGAAAAUACCAAUGUGGCCACAACAGAUGACAUGAAAAGCGAAAUCAAAGAUCUUAGACACCAGUUAACAAUGGAAAGCAUUGCUUUGGCCAAGUUAAGGAAGUCCCUUCUGGUAGAAACCGGCAACUUGCACUUCUACAAGUCUCACAAUGAGUAUGUCGUGUUCAAAAGUGGAUGUUCCGUCAAUGAGGACAGCAAAGCAACCGUCGCAGAGGUUAACAUAAACUCUCUUUGUUGA